AUGGACCUCAUCUACUUUCGAUUUUUGGUAGAAAUAGCAGAUAUGGGGGAACGCAUAGACACAUGUAUAAUAGGUCUACUGAGCAUCAUCAUCAUCGACAGAAUGACAUCAGUAUUCAACACCGGUGCUUCACUGCUGUACAACCAUGAUUUAUUUGAGAGCCUUAUUGUAAAGAAAAGGGCAAAGAAACUGACAACAAGAUCGCCACUGACAUCGGAUGGCAGCCAUAUCUUGUGCUGCCUCCAACCAGGCGAGUUAGGAUCACGCGGUCCCCAUCCUGGAAGGCGAGUAGCACCGACAGCACCCAAGCGUUUCGUGAUCUCCUUUAUACUCCUCUGCCAAAUCAAGGGUUGGCCACCUCUGCUUCAGCCACUCUGA
Opisthorchis viverrini is the source of this 378-nucleotide messenger RNA. RefSeq lists its product as hypothetical. The transcript has 3 exons. Lineage: Eukaryota; Metazoa; Platyhelminthes; Trematoda; Opisthorchiida; Opisthorchiidae. The record is from RefSeq and is a predicted model, not a curated record. The coding region runs from base 1 to 378 and encodes 125 amino acids.